AUGAAUGCUAGAAGAUUGUCCGGUGAGGAAGCGGCGUCAGAAAUCCACGAAGAGAAUUUUCAGGAACCAAUUUGGGCCGAUCCAAGUGGUCCGACAUCAGCACCUGAAUGCCGCGAAGAGCAGUUUCCGUGCACACGGCUGUACUCCGUCCACAAGCCCGUGAAGCAGUGCAUCAGCUAUCUGUGUGUUACCAGCGUCCGUAGAACGUACAUGAUAAACAAGGAGAUCUGUUCUCGUAUUGUCUGCAAAGAGGAUGAAGCUAUGCAGGAGGAACUCUGCCGCCAGAUGGCCGGCCUGCCACCACGCCGCCUACGCCGCUCCGGCCGGCCUCGAGGACCGCUCUGCCGACGGAGUCAGGACCAGCAGCAGAAUGGGAUCGAUGCUCAGUGA
Molecule: messenger RNA, 390 nt
Organism: Euleptes europaea (tarantolino)
Lineage: Eukaryota; Metazoa; Chordata; Lepidosauria; Squamata; Sphaerodactylidae
Gene: MFAP5
Product: microfibril associated protein 5
Exons: 5
Coding region: 1-390 (129 amino acids)
Biological process (GO): embryonic eye morphogenesis
Cellular component (GO): microfibril
Source: RefSeq, a predicted model, not a curated record